CUACCCUGACAGGGAGAGUUGUCAACAGUGUCCUAAAUAAAGAGGCCUUCACAGCUCAAGCCCUGCGAUAGUCUGGCGAAGCGACCCUCAAGAGGAUAACGGUUACGAAAAUGGAUGGAUGGAUGUCUGACAGCUCAGACACUUGACUUGAACAAAAUAUGGUCCUGCUGACACUUACAGUAGCUGGAACUACCACAGAAGCCAUUUGAGUAUUUUUUCAGUGAGUGAAAGUGAACAUGAGGAGGUUACCUGAGACUACGUGUACAUGUGUGCGUCACCAUCACCUUGACGACUGAGGUGUAGCUGACCAUGAAGAGGAAGAAUUCGGGCCUCACAAGGCCUUGCCAUUGUUCAGAGAUCAGGGUCAGCCAGUGAUGAUCUUUCGCAGUUUGCGGAGAUGGACACCUUUAGCAAUAAGUUACAGCAGAAGGCUCUGCAGCAACCUAAGCAGAAGAAAUCCAAGUCGGCUGAAUUUCUGAUGGGGAGAGAGGAGAGAGCUGCUCUGGUGGGCAUAGAAAACCCAGCCUUCGAUGGAGGAGGAAGCACAGAGCUUUCUGUUCCUCCGGUUUGGCUGGGGAGAGAAAUUCGAGGUGACAGGCCAGAUAGCACCCUUGCAGCUCACCCAAAAAAAAUGGAGCUGCAAGCCCCUGCCAAAGAAAGAGGAAAUAAAUGUGCCCAAAAUUACUUUGACCCGUCGUCAGCAGAGCAGACAGACCCAAGGCAUUGCAGGACGGCUGGGGUCAGCGCUGAAGAUGAGCUGGAAUUAACAAUACUGAAUGCUGAUGAAAAUAGGCUGUACCAAAGAAUGGCUGCCUUGCUGGAUGAGGACGACACCUUCAUAAAUAUACCGGGUACGCUGCUAGCCUCCAGGGAUGAGGAGGUGUUGGAGGUGAAGGCGGGUGAUCCGGUGCUUCAGCGGCGACUGCUGCUCCACGGUGGUGGUGAUGCCUCGGGCUCCAGGCCCUCCCAGGCCCAAACCAUUGCCAAAACCCAGGCUGGGGCCAGUGCUGGGCUGGGAGGAGAGGCUGGACUCGAAGCUGGGAGGAUGGUAAUGGGCAGAGAGAGCACUGUAAAAACGAGGACGGUUGAGGAGGUGAUCCCCCACUACGCCCAGCAGCUGAGGGAGCGUGUGCGGCCUGACAUGAUCACGCUUGGCAGCCUUUCACUGCAGCAGCAAGUGGCUCAGAAGGGACCGCUGAAGAGGAGUGAGUGGGCAAAGAGAAAGAAGAGACUAAUGGCCUUCUUCGCUGGGAACGUUGAGGAGCCUCAUUCACAAAGAGACUGUGACGAGGCAGCGAGAGACGCGCCCCAGCCCAGGCUGAACACGCUGCUUCAGUGCAGCAGAACCAUUGAAAGCCCGUCACUCAGAGCGCUGGGGGAAGGCCAAGAGGAAACCACGGCCAAAUAUGGCCAGAUGACAGAGCUCCCAGCAUCCUCCUCUUCAGCGUCACGGCCCCGGUGGCAGGUGAACCAGAGCACGACUCCCCAGCCUGUGGAGGUGUGUGUGUGUUGCCUAAGAGCCACCAGAGACAAGCUACCCAGGGGCCUCUACACUGUCACUGUGGCCCUUCACAGCCAUCUAGGGGGUCCAGCUCUGGCCUGGUGCAGUCAGAAAGAGCUGCAACAAUGGGCGGCGUCCACUGAGCCGAUGGAGCAUCGGGGCCGCUCCUGCGACAUUGACCUGCACGUCAACCAGAGCCUGUUCAUGAUCUUACCUGCAGCCUGUGAAGUCGUCCCCUCCAUGGUCUUGGUAUUCCAACUGAUCGCACUACCGGGAAACAGCAGCCACAUCAGCUCCGUGCUGGCUUGGGGGGCAUUUCCUGUUUGUGGGCCGAGCCUCGGUCUCGUCCAGGGCAGGUUUAAAACCCCUCUGCUCAGGGGGGAGCCAAACACACGACUGGACCAGUUUAAAAAGAUUGAAGCCUUCAUCUCGUCUGAUCUAGACCACUGGCUGUGCAACCUGUACUUUCAGGUAAAGAGGCUCCCUUCUGGAACAUCUGGGGGGCCAGAGCGCUGCAUCACCCUGUCAGUACCCCCACCUAACCCCCCGGUCAUGCCCCAACCUGAAGUCCAUCAUGACCAAACCCAGGGCCAACCGCCACUCCAGCCCCAGCCCCCAUCGCAGGGCCAGCUCCGUCAUCAGUUAUACCCCCAACAGCAGGCACAUGCAGGCCCCAGCAGCAGAGCAGGAGAGCCCGCUGUGGUACACUCUCACCGGGGGUCUCCUCUCCACCUGUCAGCUGAUUCCGCUUGCUCUUCCUCAUCUCUGCCAGGGAAGAAUUCCUCCUCGGGAGCCAUUUCUGGAAACACGGGCGAGAAGAGUGAUCCAUGCAGGGAGAAAGCAGAGGGUGGGAUUCACUACAAGAAGAAGCCAAUCAAGAAGACAAAUAGCUGCGGCCCCAGCAUGAGCGGCAGCAGCGCGCCGCCUCGGCAGGCAGACAAACAGAAGAUGCAGCCUUCAAUGGAGAACCUCUCCACGGAGGAGAUGGAGGAGUAUACAUUCUCCCUACAAUCGGCACUGACUGGAUCUGGUUCCUGCCCCUCACGGCUGUCCGACCGAGCCCGCCUGGCCCUCCGCAUGCUGCCGUCCGAGCUGGGCCUGCCGUUGCCGCGGCAACAACAGCCGCAUAGGAGCUGGCGUGGCUCCGUGCGGCAGCUCGGCCUCAUUAUGCUGCUGCUGGCUUUGAUGUGGUUUGUGAGGCUCUACCUGCAUUACUGCAGCCAGUGGCUCUACCUCCAGGCCAUAGCAGUUCCUGUCAACAAAUUCCAGUUCCACGCACACACGGUGGACCUCGUGUACCAGAGUUCUCUGCUCCACACCCGGGAGGAGCUGGCGAUGGUGGUGGUGGGUCCCCUGACCUUGAACGCAGUAACGUUCCUGCUGGUUCUGAUCAGAUGGGGCUGUCAACAGAUAUUUGGCUCACUCCCUUCCUUCACGUCAAAGUUUAUCAUGGCUCAGGGAGUGUGGACAGUCCUCGACCCCCUGGCAGUCUUUGCAGUGGACGCCGUCCUCGGGCGUCUCGCCUACAGCCCAGACACACCGGUGGGUGAUGUAGCCAAGCUUUACUGGCACUUCUAUCGAGCCGACCAAUCAGGUGCAGCGGGAGUGAUCAUCACUCUCUUCCUGUACGCAGUCCUCUUCCUGCUGUCCAUCACCAUCCUCUCCAUUAAUAUGCUCAGGUUCCACAACGAUGGGCGCAUGCUAGACGUCUUUCAACGGCUCACAGCCAAGGAGGGGACGUAUUUCCUGCCUCAGGACCUAGAGCUGUCCAAUCAGGAGCUGAGCUACAUUGUCAAGAAGGCGGAGCAGUGGAGAGGCUUUAAUGGGGAGAGACGCAAGGUGGUGGUCUAUGACUAUAUCUGGACAGUGGAAGACCCCUUGGCAGGCUCUGCAGCCUUUAGUGACCCCCCAAGGGAAGGUGCACCACUACCAGAGGGCGAAACCAGCACCCAUGUGGCAGUCUACACCCUGUACCUGAGCGGGCUGAAACAAAGAUACAGGCACUUCCUCCGACAGCCGGAUGGGGCUAUCAUUGAGGUGAUCGGUGACAUGGAAGGGGUGGACAACGCAACCAGGAUGGUGCCCUGCGCCAGUCAGGGCUCAGCCAAUCAGAGGGAGGACAAGAAAGGCGCUGGUGCUCCACACCAGCUACGGAAACGGAAAAAAAUAUUUGGGCGGUCUCAUCGCGUUGAGCCGGUAGGAGGAAGCGGGUGUGGCUCCAGUUUUGCUCUGCAAGACCUCAACCAAUGAUAUCAAAGCAAAGGGAGAGAUAGGACUCUAAACUAAUGCAGACGGACAACACCUUCUGGAUGGCACGGGAA
Molecule: messenger RNA, 3822 nt
Organism: Epinephelus moara (kelp grouper)
Lineage: Eukaryota; Metazoa; Chordata; Actinopteri; Perciformes; Serranidae
Gene: ofcc1
Product: orofacial cleft 1 candidate 1
Exons: 27
Coding region: 398-3751 (1117 amino acids)
Cellular component (GO): perinuclear region of cytoplasm
Source: RefSeq, a predicted model, not a curated record